AUGGGCGCGAGGUUCGAGCAGCGGGCGCGGGACGACGAAGCCUGCUGCAGAUACUACUGCGACUUGUUGUGCCCGGCUGCCCUGCCGAUCCUCCUCCUGCUGCCCUUCUUUUUUGGCAUAUAUUGGCUCGCGACGGAGCCGCCGCCGCCGUGGUACUCCGUCGCGGUCGGCGCCGUCUCGGGCAUCGACCCGGCCACGGACCUGCAGGGCCAGGGUGCGCUCGACCCGGCGUUCAACCUCACCGUCCGCAUCGACGCCUCGCUGAGCGGCCAAGGCGGCGCGCCGUACUGCCUUGACAAGGGCACUUCCGUGCAGGUGUCGUAUCUCCGCGUGCCGCUGGCCAGCGGGCAUGCGCCGGAGCCGGGCGAGGGGGCAUGCGCGGCGGCGGGGCAGCGAAAAGACCUGCACGUCGUGGCACGCGGGAGGGGCGUGGCCGUACCGGGGUUCCUGCUGGACAGCCUUGCCGAGGACGUGCGGCGCGGGGUGGCCGUGUUCGAGGUCACGCUCAUGAGCCCGCGCGUCGAUCAGGGCGACUGGAAGGUGUUGACGUGCUGGGGGAAGUCCGGCGACGACGCCUCCCUUCAGGUCCCGUGCGUAAAGUCCUAA
This is a messenger RNA of Triticum turgidum subsp. durum (durum wheat), 606 nucleotides long. NCBI's taxonomy places the organism in Eukaryota, Viridiplantae, Streptophyta, Magnoliopsida, Poales, Poaceae. The record is from the annotation of a GenBank genome assembly.